AUGACAGUGGAAAACGGCAACAGCUCUUCAUCGCCACUCUCAAACAGUAAAGAGGUGUCACCCUACGCCCUCAGUGGGCGGCUGCCUGAUCAUCGACAAAACAACAGCAGCAACAACAGCAACAACAACACCCAAACCCGAGCAGAAAGAGGCUGCCAAACGGAAAGUGGAGGACCUGGUGGAGUUGAUGAUGAUGAAGAUCAUGAUGAUGAUGCUAAGCGUUCGCCAUUUGCUGAUGGCAAAAGAGGCCCCUCAAAACACCUGAGCACUCCACCACUUAAAACAACUGCCGGUGGUGGUCGUUAUCAGGUGGCCGUUGAGGUUCACCACCUUCAACACCAUCAGCCUAGCCAGUUUGUCAAUGGCAGACAGCCAUUCAACAACUUAUUCCCCAACAAGAAUGAUGAUGGUGAUCUAAAUGACAAUGAUGAGUCUGAUGACUACGUGACGUUGAUGAGAAAAUCCGCGGCCAGAACAAGUGGUCAAAACCUCGAUGACGUCGCCUCCAUCAGCACUUCUUCUAAUGCGGGUGAAAUGAUCAAUAGCAAUCACCAAAGCCUAAAACACUGGAGAAAAACAAAUUCAAAUAACAGUGCUCAAACGGUGACAGUUCGAUACCGAUCCGCAGGUGGAUCCAAAGAGGAGUCGGCGGUGCAAACAGGAUUUCCAGCAAUGCAGCAUGCACAACAGCAACAGCAGCAACAGCGUCAUCAUCAGAAUGGAGGUCGCAGUUCGAGUGGCAAUUGGAGUGCCGCCACCAGUGACCUCCUCCAGUCCUCCUCCACCUCCUCCAGUCCACUUCAUCCGCUGACAACGAUGAUGGCGGCUCAACCGUCCUCAUUAUCAAAGAAAAGGCAGUCCAAUUGGAUCAGUAAAGAAUCGACAGAAGUGUCCACCACCACUGAUCAGGCCACAGGGGCAAACUCUGCUUCCACUUCAACUCAGCAGCAACAGCAGCAUCAGCAGAACGACGAGGCAGAGUCGGUGUACUCGGUGGACAAUGACGGCUACUUCACCUCGAUGCACACCGACUCGGGCCUUCUCUUUGGCCAUACGCCGAUGACCGUUGAGUUGAUGUCCAAUUCCAAUACUAAUAAGAAGGGAAUGAACAGCGAGCAGCUGCAACAACAGCAGCAGCCUAAACAGCAGCAGCUUUCACAAAAGCUGAAAAAGUCCGAAAACAACGGCCACAGUAGACUGCUCGAUCGGAAGGCACUUUCGAAGCGUUUUGAGCGCAUUCAAGAGGAGCAACAAGCUCCAAGUGGAGGAAAGAGUGUCAAUGGAGUGAUGAUGCUUGAUCAACAACAACAACAACAGCUGCAACAGACGACUUACGGCUCCAACGAGUCCAUCAACUCGAUUCUCUCCAACAGCGACGCCACCUCGGUGGCAGUGGAUGAAGAGGAGGAGGAGGAAGUGGAUAAGGAGGACCGAAUUGCCCAAUUAGAAGGUGAAAAUGAAAGCGAACAUGAUGGUCACGGUAUGAUGCUGCUCUCGCCCAUGGACGACACUGCCUCCUCGCUGGCCGGCGACUUUGACUGCUCCGUCAGUCACUGCUCACAUCAGUUCAGUGGUCAUCGUGGUCAUCAACAGCUGCAACAGCAAAAUAACCACAACAUCAAUGGAGAAGGUCGACCAGGUUUCCUGCUCGGACAUCGAGCUCACCACCGAGCCGAGCUGGAGGAGAAACGACGGCUGACCGCGGCGGCCAUUCGCAUGAUGCACCAGCGACAACGGAGCAACAACAACGGCAACAACAUCAUUCAAACACAGCAGUCAAGCAACACUCGACUUCGAACCGUUUCCGGAACCUCAUUUGACAAUGAGGACGAUGAGGACAAUGACGAUGAGACGCUUCGAA
Molecule: messenger RNA, 1861 nt
Organism: Rhagoletis zephyria (snowberry fruit fly)
Lineage: Eukaryota; Metazoa; Arthropoda; Insecta; Diptera; Tephritidae
Product: bromodomain-containing protein DDB_G0280777-like
Source: RefSeq, a predicted model, not a curated record